GGGGCGCGCGGCGCGCGAUGGGGGGCGCGGGCAGCCGCCUGUCCAAGGAGCUGCUGGCCGAGUACCAGGACCUGACGUUCCUGACCAAGCAGGAGAUCCUCCUGGCGCACCGGAGGUUCUGCGAGCUGCUGCCGCCGGAGCUGCGCGGUGUGGAGGCGUCGCUGCGGGCGCGGCUGCCCCUGGAGCAGGUCCUGGGCCUGCCCGAGCUCAAGGCCAACCCCUUCAAGGAGCGCAUCGGCAGGGUCUUCUCCACAUCCCCAGCCAGGAACAGCCUGAGCUUCGAGGACUUCCUGGACCUCCUCAGUGUGUUCAGCGACAACGCCACCCCAGACAUCAAGUCCCACUAUGCCUUCCGCAUUUUUGACUUUGAUGAUGACGGCACCUUGAACAGAGAAGACCUGAGCCAGCUGGUGAACUGCCUCACGGGAGAGGGCGAGGACACACAGCUCAGUGCCCCCGAGAUGAAGCAGCUCGUGGACAAUAUCCUGGAGGAGUCGGAUAUCGACAGGGACGGGACCAUCAACCUCUCCGAGUUCCAGCACGUCAUCUCCCGGUCACCGGACUUUGCCAGCUCCUUCAAGAUCGUCCUGUGACCAGAGCCACAGCCGUCCCAGCGCCUGCGAAGAGCCUUCCCACUGUGGAGCUGUGGCCAAGGCUAAGCCUGUGCUGCCGGCCCAGCCCGGAGCUGGCGCUGCGCCUCACCGGGGCAGGGGCUGCCACCCCGGGCCUCUCCCCUCCUCACUACUGUGGUCAUCGCUGUCUGCUAAUCAGUAAUAAAGGGCUUGCACUCUGCGUGUGGCACUCCAGACACUGGCCUCACUCUGGGAAUAAGUA
This is a messenger RNA of Talpa occidentalis (Iberian mole), 834 nucleotides long. It is a transcript of the gene CIB1, whose product is annotated as calcium and integrin binding 1. The transcript is spliced from 7 exons. Lineage: Eukaryota; Metazoa; Chordata; Mammalia; Eulipotyphla; Talpidae. Bases 18 to 593 code for a protein of 191 amino acids. Gene Ontology annotation, molecular function: calcium ion binding. The record is from RefSeq and is a predicted model, not a curated record.